AUGGCCAUGGGACUACUUUUCACUUCUAUUCCAGAGGCACUCGUACUACAAGUUGGAGAGCUGGACACCGCGAAGAAAGUAUGGGAGGCAAUCAAAGGACGACAUCUAGGAGCAGAAAGAGUUCGAGAAGCUAGGUUGCAGACUCUAAUGGCAGAAUUUGAUCGGUUAAAGAUGAAGGAGACGGAAUCAAUCGAUGACUUCGUUUGCAAGUUAUCCGAAAUAACCUCAAAUCCUGCAGCACUGGGUGAAACUAUAGAGGAGUCGAAAGUAGUCAAGAAGUUUCUCAAAAGCCUUCCGAGAAAGAAGUAUAUACACUUGGUGGCGUCCCUUGAACAAUUGCUUGAUAUCAAGACCACUAGUUUUGAGGAUAUUAUUGGGCGGUUAAAGGCUUAUGAGGAGCGGAUCAAAGAAGAAGAAGAAGAAAGUCCCAUCGAGCAGAACAAAUUAAUGUAUGUAAACUCGGAGCAUCAAUCGCAGUCUGGUCGAAACUACAAUGGGGAUUACAAAAACAGAGGACGAGGAAGAGGCUACUACGGCAGAGGCCGAGGUCGUGGAAGAAUGUACCAAGAGUUCGAUAUAUCAAAGAUCACGUGCUUCCGUUGA
This is a messenger RNA of Brassica napus (rape), 603 nucleotides long. RefSeq lists its product as uncharacterized. Bases 1 to 603 code for a protein of 200 amino acids. The record is from RefSeq and is a predicted model, not a curated record. NCBI's taxonomy places the organism in Eukaryota, Viridiplantae, Streptophyta, Magnoliopsida, Brassicales, Brassicaceae. The transcript has a single exon.